AUGGACCAGUUGCACGCGCACGCACAAUCGCCGGCUUCGUUUACACCCGCCUCCGACGCAGGUGCAGGUCGUACGCCACCAAUCGCCGAAACACGGGCCAGUCCGCGCUCUUGUCUCGCCUGCAAAGCCAAAAAGAUUCGAUGCGACAAGGCGCAGCCAUGCCAGCGCUGCAUACGCGCCGGGCGGUCGUGCGCGUACCCGCCGCCAGGUCCUCGCGUUCGGCGGACAAAAGGGGCCAUCAUGGCCGCCAUGGCGUCGCGGCUUGCCGAUCUAGAGGCGCAGUUGAAGGAAAAGGGCGUGCCAAAGAGCAUUGGCCGCGCGGCAAGGAACCAUGUACCGCACCGGCAAACACAAAUCGCAUCAACGCGAGAGACUGCCGCUCCUGGACACACUGUCGACGUCCUCGUGGAGAGAGGCGCGUCGACUCAAUACUUCAACGAGGUCUUGCUGGCUCGCGUCAUCGGCGACGACGAUGACGGUCGCAUUGGCCACAGCCUGUCCGCACCACCGGCCUCUCAUAAUCGUCCCACCAUCCGCUCGUUCAGCACCACGGUCUCGCCCUGUCCCUCCCCAUUCAGUGCUCUGGGCAUCCUAUCAGCACCGACGCCUUCACAGCUGCCCUCCAGUCUGCACCCCCCCAGGACACUGGCCAUCCGCCUCUGGCACACCUACCUCGACAAAGUCGACGGCUGUUCGGGGCUCAAACUGCUGCACGUGCCUACGGACGAGGUACGUGUCUUUUCCGUGAUCCACGACCCGGGUGCGGCGUCGUACGAGGACCUGGCCCUCUGCUUUGCCAUAUACUUUGCUGCUCUGGUGUCGUUGGAAGACGGCGAGGACACUCUCCUACUGAACGGUGAUGGACUCUUCGGCAUCAGCAAAACAGACCUUCUCCAGAAGCUCAAACUCGGCCUGGAGCAGUCGCUGGCGCAUGGCGACUUUCUCGACCGCCCCACUCUCACGGGUCUGCAUGCCCUCGCCAUCUACCUGGCCACCUUGCGUUUCUGCAAUCGCGGAAAGGGCCUGUGGGUGCUUAACGGUCUGGCCGUGCGGGUGGCCCAGUCGCUGGGCUUGCACCGGGACGGGCAACGUUUGCGGCGCAGCACUCAGCGUCCCCUGACGCCCUUCGAGGCCGAGAUCCGCCGCCGGCUAUGGUGGCACCUGCUAUCGCGUGAUGGGCGCGCGAGCGAGGACUAUGGCCUCGACAACAUGGCGACCCUGGGCAGUGGGAGCAAUCUGCUGGCCGAGUCGGAUGUGCAGCUGCCGUUGAACGUGGACGACGCCGACCUGGUGCCAGACAUGGCGACUCUCCCCAAGGAAAAGGCCGGCUGGACGGCCAUGACGUUCUCGCUGAUCCAUAUUGCGCUGUAUCGAACGGCGCAGCGGCUGGCCGCGUUGGCAGCUGCUGCAACUACCAGUGACGACGAGCGGUCGUCGGAAGACACUCGUGCCCGCAUCAUGGCCGAUCUCCGUGCCGAUGUGGAACAGCGCCUCGCCCGCUGCAACCCGCUGCUGCCCCAGCAGCAAAUGACCAUUUCCUGCAGCCGCUUCCUCCUCCGCAAGCUCGACUUUGUGUCCCGGCUGCAGUGGGCGUUGCUCGUCGGCCGUCGCAGUGCCGUCGAGCUGGCCACCGACGCCAAUUUGGUGGAAGCCCUGGCCAUCCUCCAGCCGCGCCUCUUCCACGAGGACAGUCUCCUCCUCCGAUACGCCUGGGCCCGCCAGGCCUUCCCACAGUAUCACAUCGUCAUGUACGUGCUGUGGCACCUCUGUCAGCAACCGCGCGGCCCGCAUGUGGACGACGCCUGGGCGGCGCUGGACACACUCUUUGCACACGAGUUGAACGAGGCACAGACGGUGGCCAGUCACGAGAGUGCCGCGACAGGCUUUGGCGCCAAAUUCGCCGUCUUGGCGGCGCUCAAGGUCAAGGCCGAGACCAUUCGAGGCAGAACACAGGCGGGGACAGCGCAGCGGGUUGCAACUGGAUCUCCUUCUCCCGCCGAUACGGGCCGAACCAUUCUAAAUAACAACACUCCCUUCUCGGGCCGUGUUGGAGCUGAGACUGCAAAUACGUCGACAGCAUUGCCCUCGUCCGGUUCUCCUUCAGGUAGAUUGUUUGGUGGCGGCAGUGUUGAUUUAGGACUAGACUUAAACAGCGGUAUGCUUGACUUUGGCCUCGAUGGCAUGUGGUCGGCCUGGGGUGAUGAGCAGCUGCCGUUGCUGUGA
This is a messenger RNA of Sporothrix schenckii 1099-18, 2223 nucleotides long. RefSeq lists its product as uncharacterized. The transcript has a single exon. Gene Ontology annotation, molecular function: DNA binding; zinc ion binding; DNA-binding transcription factor activity, RNA polymerase II-specific. The record is from RefSeq and is a predicted model, not a curated record. The coding region runs from base 1 to 2223 and encodes 740 amino acids. Gene Ontology annotation, biological process: regulation of DNA-templated transcription; DNA-templated transcription. NCBI's taxonomy places the organism in Eukaryota, Fungi, Ascomycota, Sordariomycetes, Ophiostomatales, Ophiostomataceae.